UCAUUCUCGCUGAAUAGGUGUUUUCGGAGGGAAACGGAGCCGGAGACGGAGCCGUAGUCGUAGUGGGAGCUUAUCAACUGCGGUCGACGGUUGACGGUCUCGGCCAAGAUUAAUGACGUCGACAGUUACAGAGUAUACCUCCGUUCCUAAUGAUAUUGGUACCGAUCAGCUGACUGAUUGGCCAUCUAUAUUGGGGCUACGAGUUUGGGGCCCGGCAAUAGCUCCGAAUAUUUGACGAAAAAUUUGCAUUCCAUUCGGCCGGCAGCUCGUACUAAUUGUGAUUUGGAACGCUUAUCGCAAUUUUGCGUUUUAUGGCCCCAAAUAAAAGUCUGUUAGACAGAUGCAAAGAGCUUGCCAGAAGUAGAGCUUAAAUCCGACAAUGGAGCUAAGGAGGCCUAUCUGAAAUCCCACGGAGAACUGAUGAAGUCGUUUAUGAACUUCUCUGUACCACCUUGUGAUGAUUUUUACGAGUACGCCUGUGGAAACUGGCCAAAUGUGAAACCAAAUCGGUAUUACGCAGGAAAAAUGGGCAGCCUUUCCGCUCUUAUCUACGCCUUGAACAAUGCUACGGAACAGUUGCUGGGCUUAAAUCAACUGGCAGCGACUCUAAAUGUUUCAACGGAACUUCACGUGGCACAAAAACUCCAUAUUGCCUGUCUGGCGGCCGAGCUGUAUCCAUUUCCGGCAGCCGAUCCCGCAUAUCUGGAUCUCAUCCGCUCGAUUGGAGGAUUUCCCGCCGUCGAUGGAGAAAAGUGGAAUGCCUCGACCUUCAGUUGGUUCAAUAUGAGCGCUCACUUGACCAACUACGGAGCUAGUGGACUCAUCAACGAUGAACUCAGUCUAAAAUAUCCCUUUGAGCCAGAGUUUAAACUGCCGAAGUUGGGCUUCGAUUUUACGGUCUACACGGAGAAUUUAGAGAGUAAUACCUCAAGGUCUAAACAGCUCAACGAGGAUCGAAUGCGUGGCUAUCUGCGAGCCUACCAGCUUUCAGAAGAAAAUAUAACUAAGACAAUUUCCGGGGUAUUUGCCUUCUGGACGGAUGUUCUGACAGUGGUCGAUGAGUUCCACAAGGAUGAACUUAAUUGCGAUAUGAUGAGCCACAUCCUAGGUAUACCUCCGUUUACCCAGUGGAAUAGCUACUACGACAUCGCCUGGAAAGGUGCAAAUGUGACCCAGAAACACUUUUGCCAUUUAUACUACGUGAAGCUGGAUGAGAUCUGUGUCAAGCAUGCGGAAGCCGUGGCCAACUACCUGGCCAUGAAGCUCCUCUAUACCUUGGAUGCAAAACUGAAGGACCCCAAACAUCAACGCGAUUACUGUGCAUUGAAAACAUCAAGUAGUAUGGGGUACUUAUUGGACAAAAUGUAUAUGAAAGAGUUCUUUAGCGAAGAGAAACGCUCCAAAGUAUCGAAAAUUGUGCAGGAGAUUCGAAAAAGUCUGCGCCUGACUUUGGAAGAAGCCGAAUGGCUAGACACCGAGACUCGAAAGGAGGCUCUACUCAAAGAGUCAGCCAUUCAGGCCAAUAUUGGCUAUGUCAAGGACGAGGCCCUAACGGAUAGGAUAAUGCGGCAGAUCGGGAGCUUGGAAAUUGACGAGAGUAGUUACGCAGUUACUAACAUCAAUGUACAACGCCUCCAUGCCAGUAACGAACGGUUCAGUAGUCGCCACUUUAAAGAGCUAAGCAAUGACACCAAGCCUCAAAUUCUCCUGGUUGGGAUGAAGCCAAUUGCUGCCUACACAAUCCUGGACAACUCUAUCAAUAUGUUGGCCGGAAUGUUGGACUCUCCGGUAUAUCAUCCUUUUUGGCCAGACGCUUUGAAGUAUGGAACACUCGGCUUUGUUUUGGGCCAUGAACUUACCCAUGGAUUCGAUACAUUUGGAUCCUUAUUCGAUGGAAACGGGAAACAGCGAUCCUGGUGGUCUGCGCUGUCUCAAGAAAAGUUUGAGAAAAAAGCGGAGUGCUUUGUGGAUCAGUAUAGUAAAUAUGAAAUUCCUUUGGUGAACCAAAGAAUUGAUGGUAAGAAAACCAUGGACGAAAAUAUUGCCGAUAAUGGGGGAAUCCGUGAGGCAUAUUCCGCUUACAUUCGACACAGGACACAGAAGAUGGAUGAUCACGAUCAGGAUAAGGAUGAAACGUUACCGGGCCUUGACCUUUCCCCGGAGCAACUUUUCUUCCUUGGACUUGCUCAGUUCUUUUGCACUGAUUUCCAAGAAGAAUUAUACUGGAACACCCUAACUGAUAUCCACACAACCGAUAAGUUUCGGGUCCUGGGCGCCAUUGCCAACAACAACGAUUUUGCCAAAGCCUACAAUUGUCCACCUCGACAAAACUCAAAAGUUUGUAGUCUUUGGUAAUAAUAAUAGGGGAAAUAA
Messenger RNA from Drosophila bipectinata, 2373 nucleotides. The record is from RefSeq and is a predicted model, not a curated record. Lineage: Eukaryota; Metazoa; Arthropoda; Insecta; Diptera; Drosophilidae.